Messenger RNA from Talaromyces amestolkiae, 2901 nucleotides. RefSeq lists its product as uncharacterized. Bases 1 to 2901 code for a protein of 966 amino acids. Gene Ontology annotation, molecular function: translation initiation factor activity; GTPase activity; GTP binding. The transcript has 3 exons. NCBI's taxonomy places the organism in Eukaryota, Fungi, Ascomycota, Eurotiomycetes, Eurotiales, Trichocomaceae. The record is from RefSeq and is a predicted model, not a curated record. Gene Ontology annotation, biological process: translational initiation.
AUGCACAGAAGAGUCUUUCGACGGAUAUGUCGGUGUCCGUCCAUCGACUCGGCUUAUCCCGUAGCACGGCGAAGUUGUCGUGAAUUUCACAAAUCAUCCUCAUGGCUCCAGGGCGAAACUCAAACUCCAGCCGGUAACGGUGAAAAUAAUGGCAAGUCGACUCCUUCGCAAUCCACAUCUCGUCCAUUGUUCAAACCGAAGCUCGGCGGCGCAUGGGGUGCGAAACUUUCAACACCGAGAGGUCCAGCUACUCUGACAGCUGCCGAGUUGGCCAGUCGACAUGCCCUCAAAGCAGCUGCUCCGCCACCGGAACUACUGAAGCCCGAAGAGGAUACACCUGCUGCUUCGCAAACACUUGUCUCCGGAAGGGUGUCAUGGGGAGGUUUGAAAUCGACAACUCGGAGAGCUCCAGCUAGCCUUACAGCCGCCGAAUCAGCAAGCAGAAAGGCCAUAUCAGCAGCUCCUUCGACGCCACCGUUGGAACCCUCGAUACCCAAGAAUCCUAUUUCCAGACAACGAAAGAAUUGGAGAUGUCCCCUCUGCCAACUUGUGUGUUACGGACAGAGAGAUGUUUGCCCGAAAUGUGGAACACCCCAUCCUAAUCCACCUCCACCGCCCAAGCUCGAUCCUGAAACACUCGGAGAGAACGUUUUGAAUGAAUGGCGAAAGGGCAAUGUCCGUUCACGAAAAAGAGAGGGCUCCAUCAAAUUGAAAAGGAUUGCGAUCGACCGUCUACCGGUCGAAAGAUAUGAAGAGUCCAAUGAAGAUCAAACGCCACUUGAAGAAUCGCCCAUUGCUCAGGACGAAAUUAAAGGCGCCGAACCUGUGGAGCAGGCGGAAGUACAGCCCGCAAAAGAGGAAAAAGGAGAUAUCAACGACUUUGACAAAUGGUUGGCGUCUUUAGAAGAACUGAAGAAAGCAGAAUUGCAGAAUAGCCAGCAGCCUCAACGAUCCGAUAAGGCUAAAGGCGUCAAGAAGCGUCGUUCUCGCGACGGCGAGGAGGACGAAUACGAUCCCGAGGAAAGACAAAAACGGAAGGAAAAACGCAAACACAAGCAAAGGCCUGCAGAAGUCGCUGAACCACAAAGGAGUCCAUUGUAUCUUCCCGAGUUUAUCAGCGUUGGCAAUCUUGCUGAUGUUCUUGGCAUUCGACAAGCCGACUUCAUCGACCACUUGGAGGAUGUUGGAUUUGAAGGAGUGGUACACAGUCACGUGCUGGAUGCAGAAACGGCUGGKCUGAUUGCAGAAGAGUACAAUUUCGAUCCCAUUUUCGAGACUAGCGAGCAAGACCUGGUUGCUGCUCCUGAGCCUGAAGACAAAUUCGAUUUGCCACAACGGCCACCAGUCGUGACGAUCAUGGGUCACGUUGACCAUGGUAAAACUACGCUUUUGGAUUGGCUCCGAAAGUCUUCUGUCGCUGCUUCUGAACACGGUGGUAUUACUCAACACAUUGGUGCUUUCUCUGUGGUCAUGCCGUCUGGAAAAUCCAUCACCUUCCUGGACACGCCGGGCCAUGCUGCUUUUCUGGAUAUGCGGCGAAGAGGUGCCGAUCUGACAGAUAUUGUGAUCUUGGUAGUCGCGGCAGACGAUAGUGUAAAACCACAAACAAUUGAAGCUAUCAAGCAUGCCAAGCAAGCCAAUGUUCCGAUGAUUGUCGCCAUCAACAAGAUGGACAAGGAAGGCGUGAACCCUGAAAAGGUCAAGCAAGAUUUGGCUCGUCACAGUGUUGAUGUGGAGGAUUACGGUGGAGAUGUCCAAGCUAUCCCUGUCAGUGGAAAAACCGGACUGGGUAUGCUUGACCUUGAGGAAGCGGUUGUGACACUAUCAGAAAUGUUGGAUCAUCGUGCUGAUGUGAACUGUAAUGCUGAGGGAUGGGUGGUUGAGGCGACCACGAAAAAGGCCGGCCGAGUUGCCACUGUUUUGGUGAAGCGCGGCACAGUCCGCCCAGGGGAUAUUCUCGUCGCUGGUACCACCUGGACUCGUAUCAAGACUUUGAAGAACGAAGCUGGUGCUUUGAUUAAGGAGGCUACCCCCGGGAUGCCUGUCGAGAUCGAUGGAUGGCGAGAGCAGCCUGAAGCAGGUUCCGAAGUAUUGCAAGCUGCUAGCGAGCAGCGUGCCAAGGAUGUUGUCGAUUACCGUCUGGAACGAUCAGAUAUCAAGAAGCUAGGCCAAGACACAACCGCAAUCAACGUCAGUCGUAAAGAAACCCUUGAACAACGACGCCGAUCUAGCGACGAUGAAAGUGCCGAGGAUACGGAGACACCGACAGGUCCCAAGCAGAUCAAUUUCAUUGUCAAAGCAGAUGUGUCAGGCUCUGUUGAAGCCGUCGUUAACUCCGUUAGUGGUAUCGGCAACAACGAAGUCCUAGCACAUAUUCUUCGUUCGGGUGUCGGUCAAGUCACGGAAUUCGACAUCAAACACGCCGCAACCUCCGAAGCCAGUAUUGUCAACUUCAACUCCGCUGUUGAUCCUAUGAUUUCGCGCAUGGCCGAAGCCCAGGGCGUCAGCCUGAUGAAUCACAAUAUCAUUUACGAAUUGAUUGAUGACGUCAAAGCGAAACUGAGUGAACAUCUCCCACCGAAUAUCACGUACCGUGUCACUGGCGAGGCUGAAAUCACUCAGCAAUUUGAAAUUACCAUCAAGGGCCGAAACAAGACCUUAAUUGCCGGCUGCAAAGUCCGUAAUGGUGUCAUCAGUCGAGGCAAGAAAGUGCGUGUUUUGCGAGAUAAAGAAAUUAUCUACGAAGGAUCCCUCACAUCCCUGCGCAACGUCAAAAAGGACGUUACGGAAAUGCGCAAAGAUACCGAAUGCGGUCUCAGUUUCCAAGACUGGUUCCAAUUCCAAGUCGGUGACCAUGUACAGUCUUAUGAAGAAGUCGUUGAGAAAAGAUAUCUUCAUUAA